AUGACAAAUAAAAUUCUCAUUACGUGUGCUACUGGCAAAAUAUCCAACGUCCUCUCACCUCUUCUUCUGAAGAACGGAUACAAACUUCGAGCAUUCGUCCAUUCUCAACAGUCGGGCAAACGUCUUCAAGAAACACUGGGAACACAACAUGUAGACGAAGGCACUCUGGAGAUUUUCGUUGGCGAUUUAGAAAACAAAUCUGAUGUAAAAAAGGCACUUGAAGGUGUUGAUAUUGUUUUUCACAUUGGUCCUUCUUUACAUCCACGCGAAGAUAGUAUUGGAAAAAUUAUCAUCGAUGAAAGCAAAAGUACAGGCGUCUCGCAUUUCAUUCUUUCUUCCGUAUUGCAUCCCGUUCGUACAAAAUUACUUAAUCAUCGAAUUAAAAUAGUUGUCGAAGAAUAUCUUAUCGAAUCUCGACUGUCAUACACAAUUCUUGAACCAGGACAUUUUAUGCAAAAUACACAAAUCAAAGACAUUACUGAUAAAGGUGUAAUGAAUCUAAUGUAUUCAUUCGAUGAGCUACAAGGUUACCUCGAUCUUGCCGAUUACGCAGAAGUCACUUUGAAUAUUCUCCAGAAUCCUCGCCAUCAUAAUCGAGCUACGUACGAACUUUUAGGUGAUAAUCGAACGGGUCGUGAAGUGGCUCAACUAAUUUCGCAGUAUAGUGGAAAAGAGAUUAAAUGUCAAUUGUGCCAAUUUGAAGACCUCAAAGAUAAAAUUCCAAUGCUGAAAGACGCUAAUGAAUAUGUUCAAGAUGGCUUUGCAAGAAUCAUGUUCUACUACAACCGUUGGGGCUUAACUGGAAAUAAUAAUAUCUUACGAUUUCUACUCGGUCGGGAACCAACAUCGGUGGAAGACUAUAUUAUCAAGACUUUGAAAUCAUAA
Adineta steineri is the source of this 885-nucleotide messenger RNA. The record is from the annotation of a GenBank genome assembly. Lineage: Eukaryota; Metazoa; Rotifera; Eurotatoria; Adinetida; Adinetidae.